GAAAUCUGAAAGUUGAUGUGUUCAAUUAUUAGUUAUUAUUUUUAGAAGAAAUAAAUUUGAAAUUUGAAUUGAGAAUUGACAUAAGUGAGUGUCUCUGAAAUUCGGACGGCGGCAUACAUUAUUUUUGGGCAGUUCCUCCUGCGAAUUCGAGUCAUUUCUGGCAGCUGAAGCCCCAAAGGAAAGACACGUCAACUGACAAGAUUUUCCCUAGAAAUAGAAAAUGUUGUUUUUCUCAUACUUCAAGGAUAUGGUGGGCAGAGAAGUGACAGUGGAACUGAAGAAUGAUUUGGCUAUCCGAGGCACACUCCAUUCAGUUGAUCAGUAUCUCAACAUUAAGCUCGAAAACACAAGGGUCGUUGAUGAAGAGAAGUACCCUCACAUGCGUUCGGUGAGGAACUGCUUCAUCAGAGGAUCAGUGGUGAGAUACGUCCAGUUACCUCCAGAUGGAGUCGACAUAGAGCUGCUUCAUGAUGCUACGAGGAGAGAAGCUCGUGGUGGCUAAAAGCCUAAAAUAGGAGACCUUCAAAAGUGGAUGUACUUUUAACUUUAAGUGGGUACUGAUUUUCUUUGUAAAAUGUAUUUUUAGAUGCUAUUGCAUUUUAAUAGUGCUUUCUAUUCUGCUUU
This is a messenger RNA of Solanum dulcamara, 624 nucleotides long. Its product is annotated as sm-like protein LSM2. Gene Ontology annotation, cellular component: P-body; U4/U6 x U5 tri-snRNP complex; precatalytic spliceosome. Gene Ontology annotation, molecular function: RNA binding. Lineage: Eukaryota; Viridiplantae; Streptophyta; Magnoliopsida; Solanales; Solanaceae. The record is from RefSeq and is a predicted model, not a curated record. The transcript has 4 exons. Bases 221 to 502 code for a protein of 93 amino acids. Gene Ontology annotation, biological process: mRNA splicing, via spliceosome.